UGCAAAAGUGAGAAAAAGAAUGUUUUUAGCCCUCUUAUUUUUCUAUGUAGAAUGCCAGCGAUGAUUGGUUAACACUUCCAAACAGCUCAGAAGUAAAAGGUCAACUCCAAGUCCGGUUCCAACUCAUUCGAAUGUUGUCGAUGCUGCUGUCUGUUCUGAGCAUUCUGAUGAAAGUCUGACUGAUUUUGGAACCUGUUAAGCCUCUAUCUCAUCCACCAUUUUUCUAAUCAUACUGUGUAUGAGUUUGAAGAAGGGAGAGCCAAAAUUCAGUGAUUAUAUUAUAAAAAGCUCAGACCCAGUUGAAGUUUUUAUGGGUAAAGGAGGUGGGUGUUUCCCAAGCAAGCAAAGGGCACCCGUAGGUGUUCCUGAUCAAGAUCCUCCAAACCCAGAAAGGGGCAAUUCUAUCUCUCUCCAAAACCAAAUCUCAAGUACUAAUGCAACCACCCAUGUUCAAGAUGGGGCUGUGCAAGUACAACCGCCCAAGAAGCUCAAGAUUUUCAUUGUGUUUUACUCAAUGUACGGCCACGUGGAGAUUUUGGCGAAGAAAAUGAAGACGGGGGUUGAUUCCGUUGAAGGGAUUGAAGGGUUUCUUUAUAGGGUCCCGGAGACGCUGGCGCCGGAGGUCUUGGGUCAGAUGAGGGUGCCUCAGAAGGACAUUGAGGUGCCCGUCAUAUCUGCGGAUGGGCUUGUGGAAGCUGAUGGAUUGCUCUUCGGAUUUCCAACGAGGUAUGGGAGCAUGGCGGCGCAGAUGAAGGCGUUUUUCGAUUCAACGGGGCGGCUAUGGGAGCAGCAGAGGCUGGUGGGCAUGCCUGCCGGGUUUUUCGUGAGUACCGGCACGCAGGGUGGCGGGCAGGAGACCACGGCUUGGACAGCAAUCACUCAGUUAGCUCACCAUGGGAUGAUCUAUGUUCCUAUCGGGUAUACUUUUGGUGCCGAAAUGUUCAAAAUGGACGCUAUCAGAGGCGGAUCUCCAUAUGGUGCCGGAGUAUUUUCCGGAGAUGGCACUAGGGAACCAAGUGAAACUGAGCUUGCUCUUGCAGAGCAUCAGGGCAGGUACAUGGCUGGUAUGGUCAAGAGGUUUGCCCAAUCUUCUUAACUUAUCCCUGAUCACAGCCUCAACUAGCCUGGCUACAUUCAUGUCCAACUCCAUUUUUUCUGUUCUUGAUUAAUACAGAUUUUGCUCUUUUUGGGAUAUCAUGUGUUAAUAGAUUUUAGAUAGCUGAGGAGCAUUUCAUUUUAUAGCCUGAAUACAUUGUACCCCCCACAUAAUGGUUUUCACUUCAUUGUUUGUUCAAAAUGUUACAUUUGUAUAUGGUGUGAAAAUCUUUUAUACUGAUUGUAUUGAUUAUUAUCAUCAAUAAUACAGUGGUUGUGUUCUUCUCCA
Corylus avellana is the source of this 1384-nucleotide messenger RNA. RefSeq names its product quinone-oxidoreductase QR2. Gene Ontology annotation, cellular component: membrane. The record is from RefSeq and is a predicted model, not a curated record. Gene Ontology annotation, molecular function: FMN binding; NAD(P)H dehydrogenase (quinone) activity. NCBI's taxonomy places the organism in Eukaryota, Viridiplantae, Streptophyta, Magnoliopsida, Fagales, Betulaceae.